Molecule: messenger RNA, 1020 nt
Organism: Rotaria socialis
Lineage: Eukaryota; Metazoa; Rotifera; Eurotatoria; Philodinida; Philodinidae
Source: the annotation of a GenBank genome assembly
AUGCUACACGCAGGUAUUGACGCUCUUUUUGGUCGUAAUCGCGAUGGUCAUCGAACAAGACAUAUAUUUCAUUUGCGACGUCGUCAUCAUAAUCAUGAUCAUGAUCAUAAAGAUGAACACUAUGAUUUAUCAAAAUUCUUUUUGGAGAAGCCACAGUUGGAUAAAUUAUCAAUACAUGAUUCUACGUUUGCUUUUGGAGCAAUGCAAGGAUGGCGAUCAACCAUGGAAGAUAAACAUAAACAUUUAAUACCAUUUGAUAAUCAUGCAUGGAAAUCCUGGUCUUAUUUUUCAAUAUUUGAUGGACAUAAUGGUCUUGAUACAGCACAAAAUGCAUCAGAACAACUGGAUAUUCAUUUAUUAAAUGAGCUUAAUCAUAUGCUUGAUAAUCAACAUACUAAUGUAGCCAUACUCGAUACUGAUGAAUCUCGUAGAUCAUCACAAAUUGAUCUAGAUCAAUUGUACACUGCUAUUAAACAAACAUAUUUUGAGUUAGAUAAAGAUUUACGAAAAAUAGUUAAAGAUGACAGUGGUUGUGUAUGUAUAACAUGUCUUAUCAGUCCAGAGAAAAUAUAUUUAGUUCAUAUUGGUGAUUCGCGUGGUAUUAUUAUUUCUAAUGAUGGCUAUGUUUUAGCACAUACGGAUGAUCAUAAACCCGAAGAUCUCGCUGAACAAGAACGCAUUCGCGAAGCUGGUGGUAAAAUAUCUAAGUCAUUUAAUGGUGGUGUCUUACGUGUAGAAAAUCAAUUAGCUAUGACUCGAGUAUUAGGAGAUUUUGCUAUGGAUAAACAUGUUGUCCCACCUAUGGCAGAUAUUAUUGAAUAUCCUAGAAAUUCUUUAGCAUCGUUUAUUAUUUUGGCGUGUGACGGAAUUUGGGACGUCAUGACAAACGAAGAAGUUGCUUUAUUUGUUAUACAUCGGGCAUCAGCAAAUAAACUAGAAGAUAUUGUGUCACAAUUAUUGGAUGAAUGUUUACGAAGAAAAAGUACAGAUAAUAUGAGUGUGUAUAUCGUAAAAGUGUAG